AUGACAGUGGAUGCAAUCCUUCGUGACGUCUCUAAGUCUCCAUUGAGUAGUUGGUGGCUCGAAAAGUUCGACACUGACGUCGUCCCCAACAUUUAUGUUUCGCCAGUGCAAAGCAGGCUCCAGUACCCGGCCUACCACCUAACAUGCUAUCUAGAGCCAAACAGCCACUACGCCCGGACUCUGACCACGGCAUCGGAUAGCAAAAACUCGGGCAUCGAGGAAAGAGAGAUACGAGAGAUUGCCAAAGACAUUUUGUCUCGUCUCAAUAAAUGGAGCAUGAGGUUGGACCUUAGGCAUGUUCUCCAGGGCGUGACCAUCGGGUCGAGAUUCCGGCUUGAUGACACCAACGGUAUGACGGGCGACGCCGCCGGAAUAUGGCUUGCGCCCAACUACGAACUCCAUAAGCGAUACCUUCCUAUGUCACGGCUAACGGAGCUCUGGAAGCCCUACAUUGCGAGCUCGGAGCUACCCCCACUGAUCGAUUUCGACGUCCUACGGUCUAGACGUCGCCUCCACAACUCUAUUUCAGAAGUCUUGCUACCCAGCGGGGAAGUGGUUAUCUUCAAGAGUGUCAUUCGGGUCGUCGCUAGCAUGUAUCAUGAGAUGUGUGAGCUCCUGCGGAUGCCCCCGCAUCCCAACAUCAUGAGCCGACCGCAGUACAUUGUCACUCGCCGGGUCUCAGGUGCUGAGCAACCAAUUGUGUGCGGUUUCAUACUCAGGUAUUUGCCUGGCGGAUCCCUUCUUGAGUGGCUCACAACAAACCAGUCCGAGCCAGCCGUUUACCAUCCUCUCCUCCUGCAAACCAAGAUAAAAUGGAUCCGGCAAAUCAUCUUGGCCCUUGGACAUCUCUAUGGCCCCGCAAAAUCCUUUCAUUCGGCUCUACGGCCCGAUAACAUAGUCAUAGACGAGAACGACAACAUUGUGCUGGUCGACUUUGAGCAACGUGGUUCCUCCCGCCGAUGGCAAGCGCCCCCGUUGUGA
Podospora pseudocomata is the source of this 981-nucleotide messenger RNA. RefSeq lists its product as uncharacterized. The coding region runs from base 1 to 981 and encodes 326 amino acids. The transcript has a single exon. Gene Ontology annotation, biological process: protein phosphorylation. Lineage: Eukaryota; Fungi; Ascomycota; Sordariomycetes; Sordariales; Podosporaceae. The record is from RefSeq and is a predicted model, not a curated record. Gene Ontology annotation, molecular function: ATP binding; protein kinase activity.